Molecule: messenger RNA, 2236 nt
Organism: Pungitius pungitius (ninespine stickleback)
Lineage: Eukaryota; Metazoa; Chordata; Actinopteri; Perciformes; Gasterosteidae
Product: cyclic AMP-responsive element-binding protein 3-like protein 3-B
Exons: 10
Coding region: 229-1320 (363 amino acids)
Biological process (GO): regulation of transcription by RNA polymerase II
Cellular component (GO): nucleus
Molecular function (GO): DNA-binding transcription factor activity, RNA polymerase II-specific; RNA polymerase II cis-regulatory region sequence-specific DNA binding
Source: RefSeq, a predicted model, not a curated record
UCACGCACCCAUUGGCUCAGCUGUCUGCCAAAGACUUGAUUGGCCAGUGAUGAGGUGGGUUUGAGGAAUAGCUUUGUGUGAUAUGGCCUUUCAACGUCGUCCCUUUCAACAGACUGAGACGCAUUCCUCCCAGACAUCGAAGCCACAGAGAGGAACGUAUUGAUCCGUUUUAUUCCCGCUGGGGAGUUUCACACUAAUUUCAUCAGCUGCUGAUUUAACGUUGGAGUUAUGACACUGAAUACGGAGAAGGUGAAUGGUGGAAUGGACUUUAUUGACCUCCUGAUCAGGAACACGGAGGAAACCACCGGUCGCCACAGCAACCCAGCAUGUACCAUCACAAUUCAUGAAGCCCUGAGCCCCGGAGGAAGUGCUGUCGUUGACUUCCUGGACGCCCUGCUGGGUGGGAGCGACUCCUCCUCUGCCUCAGCAUCCUCCCUGUGGUCCCCCUGCACCACUGACAGCGGCAUCAACGAGGACGCGCCGGCGGCCCCCGGAGAGAGACUCCGCCCACCCGUCUGCUCAGUUUUUCCCGCCUUUGACACUCAGUCUUUCCCUGGGCCUCAGCCUCCAGAGAGCCACUCGCCGCCGCGUGAAGGGACUUCUGACGUUUCAAUUGAUCUAGGUUGGGAGUCCGAUGACCUCCAAGAGCCUUUUGGCAUCAUCCACUACCAGACUACGAGUCAAACGUCCACUCAAACUCUCACAGUGAAGGACCUGCUGCUCUCCAGUCCGGGACAGAAAGCGCAGCGACUUGCCCAGUAUUCUCCAGAGGAACUUGUCCUUAAUGAGGAUGAGAAGAAGCUCCUGGUUAAAGAAGGGGUGAACUUACCCAGCAAACUGCCCCUGUCCAAGUUUGAAGAAAGGCUUUUGAAGAAGAUCCGGCGAAAAAUCCGCAACAAGCACUCGGCUCAAGAAAGCCGGAAGAAGAAGAGGGAAUACGUUGAUAGUUUGGAGGAAAGGAUGUCUGCAUGCGGAGCUCACAACCUCAAGCUGCAGAGAAAGAUCCAGCAGCUGGAGCAGACAAACAAUGAUCUCCUGGAGCAGCUGAGCCGGCUCCAGGCUCUCCUUCCUAACAGCUCCAGCAAAACAACGCACAGAGGGACCUGCCUCCUGAUUUUGCUCCUGUCUUUCUCCCUGCUCAUCUCUGCAAAUCUUCAGCCGGACCCCUACAGCCAACCCAUCCAGGGAGAGUACACACAGACCAAAGUGCCGUCCCGCGCCCUGCAGUCGAUGGAUGAAGUGCGAGAUGCCGCUCCUGUUCCUCUCUUCUCCAUCUCCAGAGGCUUUGAGGCUCUCAGCAGGUUGAAGGAGAAGCUCUGACCCUGAGCAUAUUUCCACGUGCUAGACUUCCCAUCCCCUCGCCCUCGGGAUCGCACAAGAGGAAAGACGUCGCAAAGGAAAGGCGCAGAAUCCAAAUGAGCAACGUGUGCUUCUGUCUGCAGACUGAGUGAAGUCUUCAGGUGUGUUUCACUCCCUCUGAUGGAGGUCAGCCAGGAGGUCAUCCAAACUUCUGUCAUGGUCCAUGUUGCUUUGGAAAACACAGCCUCAGGGUCCUGGUGGAGCAUGUAUCCUAUAAAUGCUGCAGGAUGGAGAUCUGCUCAACGACAAAUGUAUACAUACUGCUGUAUUUUACUAUUUACUUUUAAACUGUAUGUUAGAAAAUGUUUAGCAAAAAAUGUGCACUUUGUAGCACUUUAGUUUAAAAUGCUGACAAAGCACAAGAGAUUUAAAAUGCUGACUGAGUGGUUUUUGGAGGAGCCCCUGAAAGGAUCUGUUUCCUUCAGUGAUGCCAUAUGUCAAGUUUAGAUGAGAUUUCCAUCGCAAAAAUAAUGAGGCAAUAUGUAAAAAAAUAGCUUUAUUAGCAAGAACUGCUGUAAGACUGUCACUUUAAGGUAAAAAAAAAAGAAGUCAGAAUACGCUUCAAAUCCAUGGAAGCUGUUAAUGUGGAUCUCAAUUAAAAAAUAUUGGAUGUCGUAUUUCUAUUUUUGAACUAAUAUAUUUUUUAUUUUAUCUGUGGAAAUAUAAUCAUUGGCUGGUCAUUAUGUUAUGGCCUGAUUUCCAGUGCGGCCAAAGAAAAUUGUCUGACUGAAACUGCCGCCUGUUACAUGGAGUCCAUCCAUUAAAACGACAACAACUCACCAGUUAAUAUUGUCUCUGGUUUGCUGCUGCUGCACAUACUCAUUUACACAACAUAAUGUUCUCGGUCCAGAAUAUUCAUUGCUUUCUUCUUCAUCUC